AUGAAAGAAAGGUUUGGUAACAUACAAGAAGUUGUGAAUCUUCACUAUAACACCCUCAUUAAUUUGGCUGCACCUAGUAACAAGACUGAAAGUCUACGACUCUUUUUGGAUUCAGUUGAAAAACACCUAAGAAGUCUCGAUGUUUUAAAGCAGGAUGUUAAUCAAGACGUCUUUAUCUCUAUGAUCAAAUCGAAACUUCCAAAGGAUGUGUUGUUGCAACUAGAACUACGCAGACAAACUGGUUCAGAGUGGACAGUGAGACAAUUACGAGAUUGUUUGUGUGCAUAUAUAGUAGCGCGUGAACGUACUGACGAAGAUUUAAAAUGUGAAGUGCAAGAAAAGCCGAAGUCACAUGUAUUCCGUGGAAGUUUCCAAAGUAACGACAGGAAAAAGUUCGGACAAAGUCGAUUUAGAGGUGUCGUCGGAACUAAUUCAGCGGAGGUACUUGUCGCAACAAAUAAAUCAACAGCAAAAGAUAAAGGAUACUCUGACAAAUGUAGAUAUUGUGGCAAGCACCAUUAUAGUGACGAGUGUCAAAAGUAUUCCACAAUGGAAGAAAGAAAACAAAUCUUGAAAGACUCUUGUCACAGAUGCUUAAAAGUUGGUCAUAUGUCAAAGGACUGCAAACGGAACAAAGUGUGUGUACAUUGUGGAGCAAAUAACAAACACCAUAGGAGUCUUUGCCCUAAAAAGGUUCCUACAAGGAUAAGAAAUGAGGGAGUAUGUCAGAGGAAUUCACGGAUGUAG
Messenger RNA from Mercenaria mercenaria, 747 nucleotides. RefSeq lists its product as uncharacterized. The coding region runs from base 1 to 747 and encodes 248 amino acids. NCBI's taxonomy places the organism in Eukaryota, Metazoa, Mollusca, Bivalvia, Venerida, Veneridae. Gene Ontology annotation, molecular function: zinc ion binding; nucleic acid binding. The transcript has a single exon. The record is from RefSeq and is a predicted model, not a curated record.